UAUACGGCAACACACUUUGUCAGAUGAUGCAAGCAUUCUUGGUUCGCUAGGCGUCAUUAAUUCUCGUGGAGAGGUCUAUAAAAAAGAUCUUCAUUAUGCCUAGUACUCGUUCGCUACCUCUAGCACUGCUCUUGAGAAGUGCAGCAGGGCUGCUCCCUCGCACACCGCAACGCUUGCCGACGCGUCUCAAGUCGUCGCUCCGCACCGAUGCCGAUGCCGUGCUCGACCUACGACGCGUCGACACCUCUCGCUCAGAAUUAGUGUCGCCGGGAGAGUCGACAAUCAGCCGCCUCUGGGAUCUCGAGACGUGGGCUCGACAUCAGAAGGUCGGCCGCUACUGGAGACAUUUGCGCAAGUGGCCGCGGAGCACGACGGCCCGCCUCGUGCUGCCGGUCUGCGUCGCGUUCUCGCUCUGGUCCUGCUUGGCGCACGCGCUGCGCAUUCGGUAUUUCCCAAACUUUUCUGCGCCGCUCGCGCCCCUCACGCUGAUCAGCUCGGCCGUCGCGCUGCUUCUGACGCUGCGAAUGAAUCUUUCUCUCCUGCGCCUCCAGGAAUCUAGACUCGCGUGGGGCCGGCUCGUGCUGCACGCGCGAGAGACUGCGGGUCUAGCGGCGACGUACUGCGCCGCCGCGCCCGCCGAGGCGAUUUGCCGACAUUUAGCAGUGCUCGGGUGGUGCCUGAAGGCGAGCUUGCGGGCCGGCGAGGACGAUUCAGAUGUAGUGAGCACGAUGCUGCCGCCGGCGACGGCGGAGACGGUGCUCGCGGCGCGGAAGCGACCGGUCGCCUUGCUGCGCGGCGCCCACGCUGUCGUCGCCGAGGAGGUGGCCGCGGGGCGGCUCGAUGCGCAGGCGCACCUCUCGCUCCUGACGCAGCUCCACAGCCUCAAUGCGCAAAUCUGUGUAGAAACGAGCAGACAUUGCGUCGAUGGCGUGGAGGUCGACGCGAUGAUUCAGCCGCGAAAUUUGAUUUCUACACAGGCGCAAAUCGGCGUGUGCGAGCGGUUGCUGGCGAGUCCCGUGCCGCCGACGAUCACUCGACACACGUCGCGCGUGUUGUUGUCCUGCGCGUUGCGGCGUCCUCCGAGAUGCCUUCGAUUCGACGGUCGCGGCGAUGGCGUGACGCCGGAUCUACGCCACCUUACGCCAUCGACGCGACGCAGGGCUCGCGUGCGUGCCUCUCGGACUCGAGUCCCUCGGCCUCGCCCUCCCGGCGGUGGCGCUGGCGACGCUCGGGACGAGCUACGUCAUGGUCGGCAUCGACCAGAUUGGCCUCGAGCUCGAACAGCCGUUCCAGCUGCUGCCCAUGAACUCCCUCGCGGCGGCGCUGACGCGUGACGUUUGCGACGAGCUCUGUGUACAUUAACAACUGUAUUAUCACGA
This is a messenger RNA of Pelagomonas calceolata, 1379 nucleotides long. The record is from the annotation of a GenBank genome assembly. NCBI's taxonomy places the organism in Eukaryota, Pelagophyceae, Pelagomonadales, Pelagomonadaceae.